AAAAUAUGCACACUAACAAUGAUGACGAAGUACGGAAAAUUUAAUGGGAGACCACUUUCAUUUUCUUCGAAAAUUGAUUGUUGUUAGUCCCCUUAUUCUUAGACUUCUCUAUACUGACUAUACAGUCUCAGCCAAGAUUAAAGAUAAAUUUGUUUUUUUUUAAAGCUAUUUUAUGUCCAAAUGCAAGCAGUAAUUAGAUGGAUUCCUCUAACAGAAAUAACCCUUCAUCAUCCAACCAGAGAAAAGGCUCAGUGAAAGAUAAACUUCAGCAAGGGCACAAAGGCUCUGUAAGUCGACCAGUUAAAGAACAUACAUUCCUAACAGAUGUAGCAGAUGUCAGAACUAUGGAACAUGGACUUUUACAAUUAUUAAAUGAUUUUCAUUCAGGAAAACUUCAGGCGUUUGGAAACACUGAAACUUUCAAUAAAAUGGAUGCCAUCAGAGUUCAGCAAGAGCAAUUGGCAAAGACACAUUUUGAAAUGGAUCUUGUACCUAGAAAUACUUCUAACAGAUUAAGUACAGAAGAUUCUCGUAAAGAAAACAAUGAAAAAAUGGACAAACUUAUAGCACAGCUUCACAGUCUAAGUUUAUCUGUUCAAAAUUUUCAGACCGAAAUGGGCAAAAAAGAAUUCCACAGGGAGGAUGACUGAAUGGAGAGAUCUUCAUUUAUUUUAUUUCUAUGUAAAUCUUAAAUGUAAUUCAUUUGAAACUAGAAAUUAUGUCCAGUUUUCUUUAUUUUUCAAUUUAAUCUAUGAACAGUUUGAUUUUUAUCUCCGUCACCUAUUUAUCUGUUUGUGUGGUUACAAUAUAGAGUUAGAUUGUAUUAAAGUUAUUAAUUGAUUUCAAAACAUUGUCUUUAAAUGUUUAGACUCUUUUUAGAAUGUUAAAAACAAAGUCCUUUGAAGUUCUUUGUUAGAAGCAACCCAUCCAGGUUGUUUGGUUGACUUCUUUUAAAGUAGUCACUAUCUGUGGUAGUUUAUUUGUACUGAUAAAACAUAGUUUAUUUUACAUUGUUGUACAUAAUUUUAAUACAAUAUACACUAUAUUGUAAAAAUCUAUUUACAAGUAUAUGUCCAUGCCAUUGGUAAUCAAAAUAACUAGAAAUAUCCUUAAAAUGGAACACCAGCUUUCAUUCAUAUAUUUGAAAUGUUUAUUAAAUGCUUUGAAAUUAUCUAAGGCUUUCUUUUUAAAUGCCUGGCAAUUUGAAAAAAAAAAAAGAUUUGUAUUUAUAAUUUUUAUGCAAACUUUUUUUUAUUAUAUUUUUUACAUUCUGCAUUUUUGUGAGGAAAAAAAUGACUACAUAUGUUUUUUUUCUUUUUUUUUAUAUAUUUGAAACUAUGGUGUGUUUUUUUUGUUAAAACUAUUUGACACAUUUAUUAUGUGCAAUUGUAAGAUGUGAUGUGAUCUAUAACACUACCAAACUAUUAGUAUCCAUUCCCAAUAUUGCUAUUUUUUUCCCUAGUCCUAUUUAUUCCAAUGUCUUAAUGAUUUUUACACAUUUAUAUACAUUACAUUGUCAGACUAAUAGUAUGUUUUGUUACUAUUGACUCGAGGCCUGUAGAGUACAGUAUUACUCCUUCUUUUAUUUAUAUAUACAAAUAUAAAUCCAUCAACAUUUGUAACUGUGCCAGUGAAAGAAACUUGGUGACUACACAAAUAUUUGAACUCACUGGCCAGUGGUAAGAUUCUACAUUUGUAUGCUGUCUAUUAUUUUCACAAGGCCUGUACAUUAGAUUUGAUAAACAAUGAAAUAGAAAAAAUGUUAACUUUGUAUUUUGAGAACAGUGUAUUUUUGACAAUUUUAAAUAUUAGAUUUUUACUUUACUAUUGAACUAGGGAUAGCUCAUCAUUUUAAAUAUAUGUUGACAACUGAACGCACAAUGCAGCUAAUGGUUGUUGAAGCUGCUUUGAUUAACUAUCCACGUUUUUGUUUCUGUUAGACUUAAUAAUAUGAAUUGAAAAUAAACUACCCUUGUUUGUAAGAAAUAGUUAAUGUCUAAUAGAUAUGUAGUUUGUGUACAAAUUGUUAGUUUAAAUGUGUUAAAAGAAUAGAUAGGCCUACAGACCUGUAAUUUUACAAAUAGUUUAAAUGUGUUUAAAGGAAUGAUAGGCCUACAGAUCUGUAUUUUUUUUUUUGUGCCUAGUGAUUGUUUGAUUAUCAGUAUAAGAUUUGGUGUGAAACAUCAACACUGAAUUGUGAUAUCCAUGGUGAUGGCUGUGAAUAAUAGAGGGAUGAUAGCUUUCUUCAGCCAUCUCAAGCUUUCUUCUAACUAAAAGUAUCUUUGUAUUCCUUUUGUGAAUCAUUAUCUCCAGUCAUUUCUUCAUGCAGUAGAACAUUGAUAUGUUGUCCCAGUCUAUUGCUCAUAAAAACAUGACAAUUGAAAUUAUAUUAUUAUAUAUAAAUUUAUAUAAAUUAUUAUUAUAAUUGGAAAUGUGAUCAGACAUCAAGAUGAACUUAUCCAAUUAAUGAUAUUUCGAAAGUCCAACUAAUCUAGACUUCGUCAAGAUGGCAGUUUUAGUCCUUUGGCAACAAAUACAAGCAUAAUUAAUUAGCACAAUUUCAGCAAUGUACUUGUUUAUUUUAUUGACUUUUGCCUUGAAAAGAAUGCCAAGCCAAGCAUGAAAUAGGCAGGCAGGGCAAGGAGGGGAAAAAAAGUUUUUUAGAUAGCAAGAGCAUGUAAAUUACUUCUGUGACUUUCCAAAAGAAAAAAAAGCAUCUGAUUCAAACCUUAUAAAGCAGAAUUUGUUAAACCUAAGACUUUUUUUUCUAGUUGGUCAUAUCAAUGUUCUAAUGUAUGUUUUUUGUUUUUCCACACUUCAUUUGAAUGCAGAUUUACAGAAAUAGCUGAUGACUAAUAUUAAAAGUAUUUGUUUAUUACCCUAAAUUAAAUGUAAACAAUAAAUCUUGUGGCACAAAA
This is a messenger RNA of Biomphalaria glabrata, 2918 nucleotides long. RefSeq names its product coiled-coil domain-containing protein 28A-like. Bases 198 to 650 code for a protein of 150 amino acids. The transcript has 7 exons. The record is from RefSeq and is a predicted model, not a curated record. Lineage: Eukaryota; Metazoa; Mollusca; Gastropoda; Planorbidae.